CACUGAGCAUUUCCCUGAGGACGUUCUACAACCAAACAUCAAGCUGUUGGAUCAUUUUCACUCUUUGUGAACAGAUUAAAUUAAAUAGCAAACAUGCAGUGGUGUGUGUUUUUUCUGACCGUGAUGGCUCAGAAUUAUCUGACUGCAUGUCAGCUCUAUGAGUUUCACUACAUUAAUGAGAAUAAAACCUGGACUGAAGCUCAGCAGUACUGCAGAGAGAAACACACUGACCUGGUCACAGUGACUAACAUGAAGGACAUGAAGAGACUCAUCAACAUCUCAGAUGGAGAUAUAAAGGAAGCUUGGAUUGGUCUGUAUGAUCAAACACAUGGUACCAGAACAUGGUACUGGUCUCUGCCCGGAGUGGAGUUCAAUCAAAGUGAGACAAACUGGAACCCAGGAGAACCAAAUAAUUAUGGAUCUGAAGGCGAAAACUGUGGGAUUAUAUGGAAAGAGGCCAAUCCUUCUUUCAAGUGGGGAGAUUUAUCCUGUAAUGAGAAGAAAAAUUUUAUCUGCUAUGAUGAAAAUAAUUCAUCACAGAAAUAUCACCUGAUUUAUGAAUCAAUGAACUGGACAGAAGCUCAGAGUUACUGCAGAGAGAAACACACAGACCUGAUCAGUGGAUUGAAGCAGCUAAAGGAUGGAGAAGUGAACAAGGGGUUAAAGUUCACGGCUGUAAAUUCAAUGUACAUCUUCACUGGUCUGUUCAGUGACACCUGGAGGUGGUCAGAUGGAAGUAAUUUCUCCUUCAGACACUGGAAUCUACAGUUUAAUAAUCAGAGAAAAAACAGUGGUCAAUGUGCAAUGACUGUGUUUGAUAAUGGAGGCAGAUGGAGGAAUGAGAACUGCACUGAAAGAAAACCCUUCAUCUGUAAUGAUGACGACAGUUCAUUGAUCCUGAUCAAAGUUAAUAAAACCUGGGAAGGCGCCUUGACCUACUGCAGAGAUCACCACCAUGACCUGGUCACCAUCACCGACUCUGAUGAGCAGAGACUGGUCCAGCAGAAAGCCCAGUUUGCUUCGACUCCUUUUGUCUGGAUGGGUCUGCGCUACGCCUGUACUCUGGAUUUGUGGUUCUGGGUCAGUGACGAGGUGGUCAGCUACAAGAACUGGGCCAAAGAUGAACCGAUGGACGACUGUGACAUGUCUGGAGCCAUGGAGACGGGAGGAGGAUAUAAGUGGAGUAAGAAAAAUGACCUUGAGGAAUUUAAUUUCAUUUGUUUUAAGUGAUGUGUUUUAUAACACUUACUCUCAAACAGGCUGUAUAUGAACGCUGAUAUAUGCAGAAAGGGGAACGGUUAAAUAUUGUAGGUUACAUUGUUUGGAUCUUGUUCGGCUUCACAUCAUGAGCCAUGUACAUUAUGUUUAUUCAAAGCAAUAUGUCCAUCCUAACCCUAAAUGUAUGGAAGAAUGAUAAAAAACAUACAACUUGUUUUAAAUGUCGUCUGAUAAUAUCCAUGUAUAUAUUCUUAAACUAUCCACAAUGCUCACUUGUUAUUGAUCCAUAUUUUAAACUAUCAUGUUAAAUACUGUUUGUAUCAAAGCAAAAAGACAAUAAAUAAUCACCAAAAACUG
Molecule: messenger RNA, 1575 nt
Organism: Poeciliopsis prolifica (blackstripe livebearer)
Lineage: Eukaryota; Metazoa; Chordata; Actinopteri; Cyprinodontiformes; Poeciliidae
Product: C-type mannose receptor 2-like
Exons: 5
Coding region: 94-1230 (378 amino acids)
Source: RefSeq, a predicted model, not a curated record